Bipolaris zeicola 26-R-13 is the source of this 432-nucleotide messenger RNA. RefSeq lists its product as uncharacterized. The coding region runs from base 1 to 432 and encodes 143 amino acids. Lineage: Eukaryota; Fungi; Ascomycota; Dothideomycetes; Pleosporales; Pleosporaceae. The record is from RefSeq and is a predicted model, not a curated record. The transcript is spliced from 3 exons.
AUGUAUGUGGGCCGGGACAAAAGUGCCUGUAGGCGUAAGCAAGUCAUACUCUGGUCCUGCAGCACAAACUCGACUCGCGUGGCGCGCAUUUGUCGUCGAAAACCCAUGAUACUUAGUCCUUGUGCGCCGGCCAAGCCAGCUGGCGCCAGCGGCGGUGGCAUGCUGCAUGGCCCACGCUUGGUGUUGAGGGGCAAUCCUCGCACGCCGCCCCAUUACUCGCUACUACUUACUUUACUUACUGCUACCGCUACCGCUACCGCUACCGCUACCGCCCACACGCUAGUCUUGCCCACUCCACCUUCCCUCUCCCACCCACCACUACCCCGCCAUGUGACGCAACCCAUCCCCCUCCGUCCCUGUCUGCACUACGUCUCCCCCUACGCUACGCUACACUACACUACACUACACAAGCACACGCCGUACAAAGUGUAA